This is a messenger RNA of Mucor mucedo, 979 nucleotides long. RefSeq lists its product as uncharacterized. The record is from RefSeq and is a predicted model, not a curated record. NCBI's taxonomy places the organism in Eukaryota, Fungi, Mucoromycota, Mucoromycetes, Mucorales, Mucoraceae. The transcript has 5 exons. Bases 53 to 799 code for a protein of 248 amino acids.
GUUUUUCCUCUUUUAUUUAUUUUCUCUGCAAAACGGAUUAUAAUCGACCAUCAUGUCCAUGACAGCACCAGUAUACCCACCUAAUGCAGGAAAUACCACUGGACAUGCACUUCAUCCAGGACUUUAUGAAUACCUUGCAGAAUUAGUUUCGAAACGAGUGGCUACAAUUAAAUAUAUCAGAAAGGCCCACGAGGGAAACACACAUUGGUUUAACACGAUUUUGUUAACAAGGGAAAGUUUAUCUGGAAUGUACCCUAAUUCCAAAAUGGCUAAAAGAACAUACAACUUUUAUGCACUGGGUUUAUCAUUGGGCGCUAUUUUAGAUAUCACAAAUCCAAUCGAUUAUAUCAAGGCACUAGGUCAAAUCAUGACCGAAUUCGAAAGACAUACUAGUGAUGAUUCGAAACAAAAGAUGAAAAAUAUCUUUAGAAAGGCGAAAUCAAAGGAUGAUCAUAGCUUUUCAGAUAAUACAGGAGAGUAUGGAUAUUUGAUUUUACCUCAUAUCCCUUUUGAAAUGGAUUAUUUUGAAACGUUUUUUACUUUGAUUGAUAUAAUGGCAGAGGCGUAUUAUAAAUUACUUGUUGGCACUGAAGGCCCUAUUUGUACGCAAGCUUAUUUUGAGCUGGUUCUCAAAUGUGAUGGAAAGUUUAAGAAAAUUGUGACAAUGGUUACCAAAGAAUUGGAUUUAUUAGCGAGACAUGCCAUUAAAGAAGAACUUAAAGUCAUUGACCCUCUUUGUCAUCUCUCAGGAAAGGCUUCCUCACCAAUCGAAUUUGAUCCUUCUUCUUCUGAUGUCUAAAAUGACCUCUCAUCUCUUUAAUAUCUAUCCUUCUAUCUACUUAGUAGUAAAAAUUACCCUUUAUUAUACGUAUGUUUAAUUUCGGCAGCGAUGGAUGUGAUUAACGCCUUCAAGGUUGAUCUAUUUGUCGCUGUGCCUACCUCCUUUUGAAGAUUUAGAUUUAUGGUUGCCGCCAUAUUU